Molecule: messenger RNA, 3882 nt
Organism: Trematomus bernacchii (emerald rockcod)
Lineage: Eukaryota; Metazoa; Chordata; Actinopteri; Perciformes; Nototheniidae
Gene: mov10l1
Product: Mov10 like RISC complex RNA helicase 1
Exons: 27
Coding region: 178-3639 (1153 amino acids)
Molecular function (GO): helicase activity
Source: RefSeq, a predicted model, not a curated record
GUCGUUACUUAAGCUACUAUUUGGUUUGAGAACGGUAACUUAUAAUUAACUCACCUAUACUUUGUUCGUUGAAUAAUGUUCUCAAUUUCGUUCCUUCAUACUCCGCCUUUUGUACUAUAGCUAAGUGUGGAAAUCUAACGCUAGCUACAUCAGCUAAGUUACCAUUUUGCAGAUAAUAUGCUAACUGCUGUGCGAUGCAUGCUGUCUAAGCUGGCCUCUCCAUUGUGGAGGACUGGAGAGGCUGAUGGAGAGGGCCUUUGCUCUGAUGCAACAGGCCAGGAAAACAUUCGCAACCUGCGGGGCAGUGUGGUGACCCAGCUGUGCCUCGACUAUGGCAUGAUCGACGAUGCUAUCUACUUCACCACCGGAGAAGUGUUGGGCGGGAUACCUCUGAAAGAAGGGGACGUGGUGAACUGCGUAGCAGUACGUGAUGGUGCCCAAGGGGGGUGGAAAGCUUUAAGGGUGGAGAAGAGUGCAGAUGCUUGGGAGGAAGGAGGCAGUACCUCCUUAGAAGCUGACAGUAUGCAGCUGCGGCCUCUCAUUGGCACAGUCACAUCAUUUGAUGGAGAUGGUGGCUACAUAAACCAGACCACAUACUUCCCACGCAGCAGCUUAUGGGAAGGUUAUGAGCCAAUGAAAGGAGACUGGGUCCAAGCUAAAUAUUUUGUCAAUCCUACCCAAUGGACCACCCAGGCUAGUUCUGUGGCCCCUUUACGCUACAGCCGCCUAGACCAGGUGCGUGUGACCAGCGCUUAUGGUAAAAAUGGAGUGGUGGAGGACAGUGUGUUCUACAACCUGGACUCUCUGCUGCUGCCUGCCCACUACCAGCCUUUGCCAGGACAUAUGGUCAACCUAGUGAUGGUGGAGAGCAGUCAGUCCUUAUACAGUUGGAGGGCCCUGUGCAUGGCACCCUGCCAGAGUGAGAAUAUUUCCAUUACACGUCUCCCAGAGACUGAACUCCAGAGUAUUUUGGAAAACAAAGGGGGGCUGCAUGUAUCGGACUAUGGCCAGUUUGGGGAUCUGAUGAUUGGCGAGAAGCGAGAGAUGGUGUUUUGGAUACAAAAUAAAGGUUCAGAGACCCACACACUGAAGUUCUGUGACAUCGCUGGCUGGGACUCAGAGGGACAGUUCCUCCUGGUUUCUGUCAAAGACUUCAAACCACUGAGACAGAAACAACAGCCUUUGCGAGAAAACGGCCAAGAGUCUCAAAACUGCUCGCAGUCUUCAGAAAAACAAGGUGGUUAUGCAAAGGAGGUAAAGAAAGAAAAUGACGAGGUGCUGAAGGAGACUAUCCAUUCCCCUGGUGUAAAGAGAGAGGACAGAAAUGUGGAUAUUCCACCAGGAGAGAGGCUGCCUAUUGUCGUAGCAUGCCAAGCAAAGAGCCUGGGAAGCUGCGCUGAGCUGCUGUUGCUGCACUUCUCCUCUUUCACCAUCGGGAGGCGCCUGAAGGUCACAGUGGGGAGUAAAGAGGAGACCCUGCUGCAGCCCUCAGUGCCCUACACUCCUAGAGAAGCAACUCAGGCCUCCUCCACAGUGCCUGGUCAAGUGAUAACUAUCUCUGCUCCAAAAGACGCACCAAGGAUUACGAAGCGACGACUGCCAAACUUCCUACCCAACUACCCGCUGCCCCAGGCUCUCAGAGACUGUGUGGAUGCUCAGAGCGACGUGCUGGUGGUUCAGCCCUGCUUAGGAGAGGUUCUCUCACCAUCCAACAUGCAUCUGCGUUUCUCCUUCCUUCUCUGGCUGGAUGAGCUGCAUGCAGAGAGGGAAAUGAAAGAACAAACAAUCCACGGGGCCCUCCUCAAGAAAGGAGCGGUCUACCUGCACCUAGAGGUCCUUGGGUUGUCCGAAGGCAGACCCAAUCUCAAUAUAGGGGACAGAAUAUUACUGAAGAAACCACAGAGUGACGGAGUGGUGAUGGAGUAUGUUAGUUAUGUAACAGAGAUCAAUGAUGAGACUGUGAGUUUGAGAGUGAACUCGGAGUUUCAGCGCAGCUACCUCGGGGAGCCACUCGAUGUUGAGUUCUCUUACAACAGAUUGCCUACGAGACGGUGUCACUACGCACUUGAACACACAAAGCAGUUUGGGAAUAUUCUCUUCCCCUCUAAAGUGACUGUUCAGACCCAUCAGUGGACAGGGAAGUGGAGCGAUGAGACAGAGCAAAACAAAGCAACGGGCAAUGAGAUUCCAACCAAGGAAAAUGGAAAGGUUUCCAUGGACAUGCAGUCAAAGGCCACGCAGACUAAAGGAGGAACACUGCCAUCCAAGCCCAUCCCCAGUGCAGGGCACUUCUUUAACCCGGACCUGAACCCCCCUCAGAGAGAGGCGGUGAAGAGGAUCCUGGAAGGGGAGUGUCGGCCCAUUCCUUAUGUGCUGUUUGGACCUCCGGGCACGGGAAAGACCAUCACCGUCAUAGAAGCCAUACUACAGGUUUACCACUUUCUGCCCAGUAGUCGUGUUCUCGUGUGCACUCCCUCCAACAGCGCUGCUGACCUCAUCUGCACCCGCCUUCAUCACAGUGGCUUCCUGCAUGCUGCGAGUUUGGCCCGUGUCAACGCAUCCUCAAGGCAGGAGGAGUCCAUCCCAGAAGCACUGAGAGCGUACUCAAAGGCAGGAGAGGACAUCCGCCACGCCUCUUUCCACAGGAUUGUGGUCAGCACUUGCUCCAGCUCUGGAAUGUUCCAUAAUAUAGGAAUACACGUGGGACAUUUUACCCACGUCUUCCUGGAUGAAGCCGGCCAGGCCACAGAACCUGAGUCCCUGAUCCCCAUGAGUUAUCUGUCAGAGAGAGAUGGACAGGUAGUGUUGGCUGGAGACCCCUGCCAGCUGGGUCCAGUAGUGAAGUCAAAGCUGGCCACUGCAUUUGGCCUGGGGGUGUCUUUGAUGGAGAGGCUGAUGGCUAACCCGCUGUACGCCAGACAUGACUGGGGUUACAACCCUAAACUGGUGACUAAGCUGAUCUUCAACUACCGUUCCCAUGAGGCCUUGCUCACGCUGCCCUCCAAGCUCUUCUACAAGGGCGAGCUGUGUUUUAAAGCACAGAGGGACGUAGUAGACUCUCUCUGCCAGUGGAAAACCCUGCCCAAAAAAGAAUUCCCUCUCCUCUUUCAUGGAGUUAGAGGUACAGAGUUGAGGGAAGGCAACAACCCGUCAUGGUUCAACCCAAUGGAGGCGGUGCAGGUCAUGUUCUACUGCUGCCAGCUGGCCAAGAAGCUCUGCAACCCUGUGGACGUCUCGAACAUCGGCAUCAUCGCCCCCUACAGGAAACAAUGUGAGAAGAUCAGAGUGCUGCUGGGUCAGGUCGGCCUGUCUGAUAUCAAAGUGGGCUCUGUGGAGGAGUUCCAAGGACAAGAGUUCCUGGUCAUCAUCAUGUCUACGGUGCGCUCUAAUGAAUCCGUACUGAGUGAUGAUUUGCAGAGUGUUCUCGGCUUUCUGACCAACCCCAAACGCUUCAACGUGGCCAUCACUCGCCCCAAAGCCCUGCUCAUAAUUGUUGGGAACCCCCACAUCCUCAUCAUGGACCAUUGCUUCAGAGCUCUACUCCAGUACAGUUUCAUCAACGGGGCAUAUCUGGGUUGUGACCCCCCUCCCUCCCUCAGAGAGUGUCAGAUAGUUGCAGAAGAGCAAAGGAUUGCUUAAGAGGACAACGUAAUCAUGGACGGUGUACCUCAGCUACAACUUGACUGUCUUAUCGUGUUCCAAGACUUUAUUUUUGUUUUACCCUUCAAUUUACCAUGGCUUGUCUCUCUUUUGACUGUUUGUGAUCAGUGUUAACUGAUUUGGUUUGAAAAGAGGAAUUUCUUGUUUCUGUGAAAGCCAAAUGCAGUUCUAAUCAGGGGGGGGGUAGAAAUAAAGAUGAUGCUUGUCUACACUGCACAAUUA